CUGACCCACUCGCGUGUCCCAGCGCGGACACCCGAGGCCCGCGAAGCCAUGGGCGCCGCGACUCUGGAGCCGCCGCCCCGCCGCAGGAAGAACAGUUUAACACCCAGAGAAGCCUAAUGGACAAGCUCCCCAGCAGAUGGUAAUGAAAAAUAAUCCAGAUGGGGUGCAGGUGUUGUAAGAUGAUACAAAGCUAUCUCUUUGAUCCAGUUCAAGUGCCCUCCCCUGGUUUUGUCAAUGAAGUAAACAACUGCAAGUUGGGGGAAGAUGACACUGUCAGACUAAAAGGUACCCAGAACAGUGAGGUUGAGGUGCCCAGGAAUGCCCUGCACGGCGGGAGCCUGAGCACAGGCAGUACAACUGGUCUACCUCACCAAGGACCGCUCCCCCAGGAGGACUCGGAAGAGAGACCCUAUGUGGAGAAGCAGGGUAUCGUCAAUGGCAUCAGCCCCACUGCUACCCUGCAGUCCGUCAGGAGUUCCAGGCUCCACCAGGUCGACAAUAGCUCCUGGGCCAGCAGCCCCUGGGUAGCCACCAUAGACAGUGCUCACCCGGCUCAACCCUUCCUCGAAGGAGAAGACUACNNGAAGCAANGCUGCCUGCUGCCCACCUUGGAAGGGACCCAGAUAGUGGGACAUGGAGACUGCAGAGCCCCUGCGGAGGCCUUGGCAGUGGCAGAUCACAUCCCAUACAUACCAGCCCCAGAUUACCCCCAGCUCUGGAGCCCCGCAGNAGACAACGNAGACCCUNNAGAAAAGGAUCNUCUUUUUGAAAACCACUCUGAGGUGGAGCCCCUUCCGGGAGUUCACCCCAGGGUGAGCCAGCAGGGCUUGAGCGUGCCCUUCUCCCUGAAGAGAAGCUGGGACUCACUGAAUGAGGCAGGGACAACAGAAGUUCUGAGUGACUCCUUCAAAGAGGAGGAUCCCACUCACCCUAUGCCAGUGGCCGAUUCUGGAAGUGAGCAGGAAGACCCCCACACCUACAAUGGGGACAGGGAGGGUGCUGUGGUAGAUGAGGAUGCUGAGGUGGCAGAAGCCCUCGCAGCAUUAGAAGCUGCUACCGCAGGAGAAGAUGCAGAUGAUGCCGAUUAG
Mus pahari (shrew mouse) is the source of this 1088-nucleotide messenger RNA. RefSeq lists its product as uncharacterized. The transcript has a single exon. Bases 159 to 1088 code for a protein of 309 amino acids. NCBI's taxonomy places the organism in Eukaryota, Metazoa, Chordata, Mammalia, Rodentia, Muridae. The record is from RefSeq and is a predicted model, not a curated record.